AUGCUGGCCGUUUGCGUCCUCGCUCUUGCCUCGUUUCCUGCGUUCGUGGCGGCUGGCGCACGGGUGAUCGGCACGUUCCCUUUACGCGCGAGCACGGCUUCGUCGCCCAAUGGGACACUGGAUGUCAUCGUCGCGCCGAACAAUGACACGACGUUCAACCCACCCAACGUGAACGCGACGUUGGGGCAGAUGGUCAACUUUCACUUCCCCUCGGAUCUUCCCGUCUCUGUUACGCAGUCGUACUCCUUUGGGCAACCAUGCACAUAUCUUAACUUUACGAACGGGACCGUUGGAUUCGACUCGGAUCUCACGACGAAGAUUACUUUCACGAUUCAGAUAACGGACGACGAACCAAUAUACUUCCACUGUAAACACCCUGGACAUUGUGGAUCUGGGAUGGUUGGGACGAUUAACGCGCCGCUGCAAGGUGAUGGAUCCGGAUCGUCUUUCCAGGGCCUCGCAACAUCAAUGGGAAGCAGUGCACCAAACGACACUUCUGGACAAGCAUCUGGAAAUGCCGGUGCAAGUGCGACUACUACUCCAGAUACGUCUGGUGCAAGCAUGAACCUGGUAGCUCGCAGUUGGUUCUCGAUUACUCUAUGGGGUAUCGUUCCCGCUCUCGUGACCGCAGUACUCUGA
Molecule: messenger RNA, 639 nt
Organism: Peniophora sp. CBMAI 1063
Lineage: Eukaryota; Fungi; Basidiomycota; Agaricomycetes; Russulales; Peniophoraceae
Source: the annotation of a GenBank genome assembly